This is a messenger RNA of Manis javanica (Malayan pangolin), 1710 nucleotides long. Lineage: Eukaryota; Metazoa; Chordata; Mammalia; Pholidota; Manidae. The record is from RefSeq and is a predicted model, not a curated record.
AUGGCGGCCCCAGCAGACUCAUGCCGAGUGGUUGGAAAAAAGAGCAGCCACAGACCCGCACGUCCAGUGGACAACCUGGAGGCUCCCUGGGGGCAGAGGGUGGGGGCAGGGCAGGCCAGGAACUCCAGGGCUCCCCAGGCAUUGAGAACCUGGGCUCCUGUCACAACGGGCCGAGACGCCGGAGACAACAGAUCUGCAGCUGUGCCCAGCACAGGGCAGACAAGGUGCAGCGAGCCCCUGGGCAGCCCAAGAGCUGCCGUGAAGAUGCACAGCUAGGCGGAUGUGGACGAGAUCCAGGAGCUGAAGGCCGUCACACGGCUCUGGGCCCUGCCGGUGCUGCAGAUCCAGGCAGUGAAGAAGACGGUCAAGAACAGGGCCACACUGGCUCUCCUGCGCAGCAACAUCCGCCGCGGGGCCCAAGAGUGGGCCUUGGCCAUGGAGUGGAACCAAAGGACCACCUCCCAGGCCUGCGGGAAGGACGUGCCAAUGAGGCUGGUGCACUGCUGCUGCACCAUGGACGGGGCUCUGGAGAAGCGCAAGUACCGCAUGAACGUGCGCAACGUGCGGAUCCACCCGGUGCGGCAGCGCGGGCAGAAACUGGGGAGCUUGCAGCUGGAGCGGGCCAGCCCACGCGGGCAGCCCGACGCCACCAAGGAGGAGGGGCGCUUUCAGCGGGCCCUGGGACCACCCCCGGUCAUCCGCCGGCUGGAAAACAACAUCGAAAAGACGAUGAUCAAGGUCACCACAGGCCGGAACAUCCGCCUGCCGUAUGUGGACCUGCUGGGUCAUCUGAAGAAAGAGCUGGCAGGGUAUCCCACAGAGCUGGACAAGCUGCAGAACCUCAUGGAUGACUACUGCUCGGAGCUGGUGGAUAUGACAGUCACGUCCCAAGAUGCCAUGAUGAUUACAGAUAAGGUCAAGCCAGGGCAUCACAAGCCGGUUCCUGGCUCAGAGGAACACAGAGGAGAACCUGGAGCUGCAGCUGGAGGCCUUGAUGGACAAGCUGGAAAGGCAGGGCGCAGUGCUGAGGCUCCACCAGGUACCCGGCUCUGGCAGCUCCCCACCUGCCGAGAAGAUGAAGGACAUGCUGGAGGAGGAGGAGAGGCUCCAGCUGGCCCGUGGCAAUGUGACCAAGAGCCAGAAGCUGCUGCUGACGACCAUCCAGACGGGCAUCGACCACCUCUACAUCCGGCUGGUCGGCAUUGCCCCGCCCAAGGCCCAGGUGCCACCUGCAGGGGGAGGAGCCGCCUGCACAGAGGGCCCCUAACAGGGGCCCCAGGGAAGACCAGAUCCUCCUCCUGGCCUACAAAAAGCAGCAGCACCCCAGCACCCUUGAUGUGAACACCUUGAAGCUCCUGUGUCUGGCUGACAGAGCGCAGCCGAUGUCCAGGACUGAGGAGGUAGCCCCAGGCUGGGGCGGGAGUGCCUACAUGUCCCAUGUCCCCAUGGAGUGGACAGUCCCUGUGCCCCACAGGUCAACACAAAAGUGAGGGACACCCUGGAGUCCUCGAUGCUGGAGAAGCGGAACACCAGGAUCAGCUUUGAGGACCCGGAGGAGGACACGAUAGGCACAGGCUCAGGACCAGGGGGUCCAGGCCACCUGGCAACGGGAAGAUGUGUGGGGCAGAUGGCUGGGCUGAGCUGUGCAGAGGCCGGGACUGGUAUGGCAUGCACUCCGUCUGACCGGGGCAGCCUGGAGGGACAGUGCAG